GCUGCUUCAUAUCUCAUCCUAAUCAUGAUCAUUCCAGAAAAAAACCGCCGCGAGAUCUCCAAGUACCUCUUCCAAGAGGGCGUUUGCUAUGCAAAGAAAGACUAUAAUUUGGCAAAACACCCAGAAAUCGAUGUUCCGAAUCUUCGAGUGAUAAAGCUGAUGCAAAGCUUCAAGUCGAAGGAAUACGUGCGUGAAACUUUUGUUUGGAUGCAUUAUUAUUGGUACCUUACAAACGAUGGAAUUGAGUUCUUGAGGACUUACCUUAAUCUUCCUUCUGAGAUUGUUCCCGCUACUUUGAAGAAACAAGCUAAGCCUGCUGGUCGUCCCAUGGGCCCUCCCGGUGACCGCCCACGUGGUCCACCUCGCUUUGGUGACGGUGAGAGGAGAUUUGGCGACCGAGAUGGCUAUCGUGCAGGUCCUCGAGGAGGCGGUGAUUUUGGUGACAAGGGAGGAGCUCCAGCUGAUUAUCAGCCUUCAUUCAGGGGCCCUGGUACAAGGCCUGCAUUUGGUCGCGGAGGUGGUGGAUACGGCGGUGCUGGACCCGCAGCUGGUGCUGGUCUUCCUUGAAAGGGAUGAUUUUCAUGACGGAUAGUUUUGUGGGUUUAGGUUUGUUCGGCCUUUGUAGGUUUAUAGAUGUACUUGUCUUAUGCUGCUUCUGUUUUGUUGAUUUCAUGGGGGAAUUUAAAUGUUUUGUUUGCCCUGAUCUAAAUGCACAUUUUUUGGUGUUUGUUGCCCUAA
Hibiscus syriacus is the source of this 738-nucleotide messenger RNA. Its product is annotated as 40S ribosomal protein S10-2-like. Gene Ontology annotation, cellular component: cytosolic small ribosomal subunit. The record is from RefSeq and is a predicted model, not a curated record. The coding region runs from base 25 to 567 and encodes 180 amino acids. Gene Ontology annotation, molecular function: RNA binding; structural constituent of ribosome. The transcript has 5 exons. NCBI's taxonomy places the organism in Eukaryota, Viridiplantae, Streptophyta, Magnoliopsida, Malvales, Malvaceae.